AUGUUUGAUCAACAAUAUACUCCGGAACUCCCCUACUACUCCAAGGUGGACUCUGUUGCCGAUACCACCAUCACGUAUCGCAUGCUCUACCUCGAGCCUAAUGUCCAGCCAGAAUCGGAAAAGUGGCAGUCCCGCAUUUAUCGAUGUUGUAUUCCUCUUUUGAUACUUAUUUUGAUAGACAUGGCUGUCUAUAUUGAGGCCCCCCACGCCUCAAACGCCGUCGGUGGUACAGCCUAG
Messenger RNA from Penicillium expansum, 237 nucleotides. RefSeq lists its product as uncharacterized. Lineage: Eukaryota; Fungi; Ascomycota; Eurotiomycetes; Eurotiales; Aspergillaceae. The record is from RefSeq and is a predicted model, not a curated record. The transcript has 3 exons. Bases 1 to 237 code for a protein of 78 amino acids.